AGAGGAGAGCAGAGGAGAGUGUUUGAUGAUGUAGCUUCACCUGGUUUCUCCUUCCACUUGAGGGGAACAAGUUCCCCAGAAAACUGGAUGUCACGAGCGGAGGAAACAACAAAACAAAGUGAUUCACUAACUUGCCUCUUCGAUUCCUAAUCCAUCAAUUUGUCCACAGAGGAUCUCUAUCUCUGUUCCUUUACACCAUCAACAUGAGUGCUGCCUUCUCCCACCCAUUCGUAGAUCAGCGGCCCACUUACCUUAACAGAGGCAGCAUCCUGCCAUACAGACUGUCUGCCUCUAGUGGCCACUCUGAGAACCGCACCCACUCCCAUUCCCACCACCUCCACUCUGACCCUCUGGCCCACACUGUGCCCUUACUCCUCUACCCCACCACCAUGGAUCCCCGAGGCCUCUAUGACGCCUCAUUCCGUGGCCCCCGAGGCCCCACCCUGCUCCCAUACUUAUCUCCCUUCCACCAAGGGCGCUUCGGGGUGUAUGAAUGCCCCUUCGAGCCGGCGUUUCUACAGAAGAGGAACGAGCGGGAGCGUCAGAGGGUAAAGUGUGUGAACCAGGGCUAUGCCAAGCUUCGGGACCAUCUGCCAGGGGGCGCCAGUGAGAAGAGGCUCAGUAAAGUGGAGACACUCAGGGCAGCGAUUCGUCAUAUUAAAUACCUGCAGGGUCUGGUGGAGGGGCAGGGGAAAGGGAGAGAGGGGCAUGAGGAGGAACAGGCAUGCCACAGCCCCAGUUCUACUCCAUGUAGGACAGAGGACUCGGGACACAGAGAUGGGGGGUCAACUUGCUCUCUCUCACACUCUUCCAGUAUCUCCCCGGGGGUAGACUGUGGGGAGAUAGAGGGCUCUGGGACCUAGGUGAUUAUGGGUAGUGUCAUUUGUGAGAGGGACUGUGGAUGGACAUUUGUAGAAAGGGUGUGAGUACCCCUCUCCAAGGACUGCUCACCACAACAUCACACCCUCAGC
Molecule: messenger RNA, 971 nt
Organism: Oncorhynchus masou masou (cherry salmon)
Lineage: Eukaryota; Metazoa; Chordata; Actinopteri; Salmoniformes; Salmonidae
Product: achaete-scute homolog 5-like
Exons: 1
Coding region: 204-863 (219 amino acids)
Biological process (GO): developmental process; regulation of transcription by RNA polymerase II
Molecular function (GO): DNA-binding transcription factor activity, RNA polymerase II-specific; protein dimerization activity; RNA polymerase II transcription regulatory region sequence-specific DNA binding
Source: RefSeq, a predicted model, not a curated record